This is a messenger RNA of Abrus precatorius (Indian licorice), 1602 nucleotides long. RefSeq names its product putative E3 ubiquitin-protein ligase XBAT31. Lineage: Eukaryota; Viridiplantae; Streptophyta; Magnoliopsida; Fabales; Fabaceae. The record is from RefSeq and is a predicted model, not a curated record. The transcript is spliced from 8 exons. Bases 1 to 1308 code for a protein of 435 amino acids. Gene Ontology annotation, molecular function: protein binding.
AUGGGUCAGAGGCUGAGUUGCAGAAUUGUGGAGAAUGAGAACAAUGCUCUGUUUGCAGCAAUUGCUAGUGGUGAGUUGGAGGUGGUUGAGGCCUUGUUGGAGAAUGAUGCCACCCUUUUGGAACACACCACUUCUCACGCUACCCUCUCUCCGCUGCAUGUAGCAGCUGUCAAUGGUCGAAUCCAGGUGCUUUCCAUGUUGUUGGACCGGAAUGUGAAAGCGGAUGUCCUGAAUCGCUACAAACAGACACCGUUAAUGUUGGCUGUGAUGCAUGGAAAGAUUAGUUGCGUGGAAAAGCUUAUUCAAGCUGGAGCUAAUAUAUUGAUGUUUGAUUCUUUACGUGGAAGGACCUGCUUGCAUUAUGCUGCUUAUUAUGGCCAUAUAGAUUGCCUUAAGGCUAUUCUUUCAGCUGCUCAUUCAGCACCUGUUGCUCAUUCUUGGGGAUUUGCUAGAUUUGUAAAUAUAAGAGAUGGAAAUGGUGCCACCCCACUGCACCUUGCUGCUCGUCAAAGACGGCCUGAAUGUCUUCAUUCCCUUUUAGACAAUGGGGCUCUUGUUUGUGCUUCAACUGGUGGAUAUGGUUUCCGUGGGAGCACCCCACUUCAUCUGGCUGCCCGUGGUGGAUCGGUAGACUGUGUCCGCAUGUUGCUUGCUUGGGGAGCAGAAAGGCUUCAAUUAGAUUCCUCGGGGAGAAUACCAUUCACGGUUGCUCUUAAGCACAAGCAUAGGGCGUGUGCUGCCCUGCUUGAUCCUUCAUCACCAGCACCACUUGUUUGGCCGUCUCUGUUGAAGUUUAUUGGUGAACUCAAUCAGGAAGCGAAGGCUUUACUGGAGAAGGCCUUGCUAGAAGCUAACAAGGAAAGAGAAAAGACACUACUAAAGGAAGGUGACACAGCCCCAUCUCCACUACAUUCUGAAACCAGAAAUGAUGAUAUUGUCUCUGACUCUGAGUUGUGUUGCAUAUGCUUUGAUCAAGUGUGCACAAUUGAGGUCAGACCGUGUGGUCAUCAAAUGUGUGCUCAUUGCACCUUAGCACUAUGCUGUCUCAAGAAGCCUGAUCUUGCAACUACUUGUGCCACUGCACCAGUUUGCCCAUUUUGCCGAGGUGCCAUUCUUGAAUUAAUUGUUCCCAAGAUCAAGACUAUCUGUGAUACAGAAGUGGAGUCCACCCCAACAAAACCAAGAAGAUCUAGAAAAUCAAAUUUCAGUGAAGGGAGUAGCAGUUUUAAGAGCUUGUCAGCCAUGGGCUCAUUUGGUAGGAUUGCUGGCCGCAAUUCAGGAAAGAUUGAUGAUGCCGAAAAGCAAUGAGGGGUUUGCCUAGCCCUGGUAAUAGCUCAUUGUUUCUUUACUUCCAGGACAGCAGCUGACUGCUAUGACAUAUGAAUGGUGAUUCUAAUCUUGCUCUGGAAAAGCUAGCUACAACAGUAUGUUAUUUGAAUUCAUUUUUUCGCACAAGAUCAUGCAGAUAAUAGGUGAACUAGAUUGUCAAAUGGUCUGUUAGAGGUUUUGUAAUUCAAUUGUCUGUUGGUUGGAAUUCUGGUGGACAUUUGUGUUUUUAUUUCACCAAGUAUAGUAUUCCCGGGGGGAAAAAAGAAGAAGAAA